AAAACAGAUAGUAAAAUGAGGGCAUAUGAGUGAUAAUUAAAUUAAAAAUAAAAAUUUAUUUUAAAGGUAAAAACAUGUCGCAAAUCGAGGAUAUUAUUUCUGGCAAUAACGAAGCAUUACAGAACUUUAUUUCAAAGAAUAGUCAAUCGUUUACGUUUACGAACUUAAAUCAAGAUGAUGGGCGUAAAAAGCUGUGGAAUUUUCUAUUUAAUAACUUACAAAACAAUACCAACAUUUGCAUGACCUUAACAGCAAUAAGAAUUUUGAGCCGUGAUAAAACUGAAAUAAAUGCUGUAAUUACCGAAAAUGGAUUUAAGUUAUUAUCGUGUUUUGCAAAUUUACAUUCAAAAGAAAUCGACAGUCUUAAUGCAGAUAAUUUUGAAAUUAUUUUAGAAAGUUUAAAAUGUCUUUGCAAUAUAAUAUUCAACUCAACAACGGCUCAAGAAUUAUGUUCAAAAUAUAAUAUUGUGGAUUAUAUUAUAAAUCGACUUCAAAUAUGCAAUAAACAAAAAAAUAUUCCAUAUGAUAUUAAAUAUUUCGAUAUGAAGUUAUUAUUCUUAGUAACUGCGUUAAAUACGAAUAGUAGAUCGUAUUUACGGACUGAAUUAAAUGGUUUAAAGUAUUUAACGGACGGCAUUGAAGAAAUUUUACAUGAAUGUAAACAAAAUGGUAGUUUAACUGAAGAUGGUGAAAAUCAGUUAUCGGAUAAUUAUGUUGCUUACCUAUGUGAAGUUUUAAAAAUAUUAUUUAAUAUUACAAUAAAAAAUUCGGAAAAACCAACUGAAGGAGAUGAAGAAAUUCAAUAUAAACGUUUAGUAAAAUUGUUACGUGAGUUACUAUUAAAGCCAGCUACAAAUUCGGCUAAAAAAUUGGAAUUACAAAGUCACAUAAUCAAUUUAUUAACAUGUAUACCGCAAUCAACGUAUAUUGAACUAUGUCCAAAAUUGAAUGCGCAAAAUAACAUUCCGAAAAAUAUGACAUACCAGGAUUAUAAUAUGGAAGCGGUUUACGAGUUAUUGAAAUAUAUGAAAAUGAAAUUGGAAUUACAACCGAAUGCAAUUGGACAGCAAGAAACAUUAUCGCCAAUUUUAUCUACACUUACACGGAGUGUUCGAUCAGUACGUUGCAUAAGAAAAUAUAUUCGUUUACAAAUAUUACCACCAUUAAAAGAAGUUCAUAAACGUCCCGAACAGGGGAAUACUUUACGUAAUUAUUUAUGUCGUUUACUCACAACUCCAUGUUCUCAUGUACGAGAUUUAACUGCAGAUUUUAUUUUUGUUCUUUGUAAAGAAAACGUGGCUCGAAUGAUUAAGUAUACUGGAUACGGAAAUGCAGCUGGAUUGUUUGCAACAAGAGGUUUAAUGGACGGCCGAAAUACUGGAACUGAGUUUAGCUCAGAAAGUGAGGAUAGUGAUACGGAAAUUUACAAAGAAUAUCGCCAUGGCAUUAACCCAGUAAUUGGAUGUUAUGAAAAAGCCCAUCCAGAUCCAACUGCUCAUAUGACUGAAGAACAGAAAGAGUAUGAAGCUCUUCAAUUGGUCAAUCUUAUGGAUAAAUUAACUCGAUCGGGAGCAAUUCAACCAUGUCGUAUUGAAGAUGGUCGCCCAGUACCUGUUGAACACGUUCUUCAAUUGCAGGAAGAAGGAGGGUUAAAAUCGGAACAAAUAAGAAAUUAUAAUAAAGAUGACGAUGAUUAAAAAUUAUUUUUGUAAAAUAACAUUUAUCGUUUCUUAUUGCUGAUCAAUGCUUUUGGUUCCAGAAGAUUUGUCAUUUUAUAAACAAAACAUUACUCGUGUUAUUAAUUAAAAAUAUUCACCUUUAUUUAUUAAAUUUUAUAAUUUUAUAAAUUUCCUUAUUAUAAUCCUGUCGUUCAAAAAUAUUCGACAUUAUGAAAUAAUAAUUUGUCCUAUUCGUUUCACUCAUAUACUAUUCAGAAAGUCUAUUAGAAAUUUGUCGAAAUAUUUACAGGAGGGAAGAAAGUUCUUGUUUGAUUCUGUACACUAUACGAAAAUGUUUAAAUCAUAAAUUAAAAUGAAGUGUAAAAGCGGAAGAACAUGCGUUGCCGAGUUUUUGUGUUUUUUUUUCUGCAAGUGCUAUUUUUUGGCGUAAAGCAGUACGAUGCUACUGCGAAAUCCAAGCCAACGUACGUGGUCAAACAGAAAUCAACCUUACAAAAUUUUUAUAUAUUGCAAUGUUUUGAUAGGGAAAUUUUUUACAUAACGUCUUUUUAACAAAAAUUAAGGUUUUAUGUUUUUAUAAUACAGUAAUCUGUAAUAUUAUUCUUCAAGAUUUUGUUAAAAAGCGUUCAAAGAUUAUAAAAAAUUUUGGGCGAACUCAAAAAUUUAAUUUUUUAGCUUUUUAUUCCCCUUGAAAAUGGCCACUUUGAAUUUUCCAAAAAUUAAACAAUACAUAACUCAAAGACGGCUAGCCUUACGAAAGAACAGCCAGAGGCCUUUUUUGUGUAAAAUUACCUAAAAAACUAGAACUUCAAUGAUUUUAAAAUUAAUUACCCGUAAUUUGUGAACAUAUAUAACAUGUUUUUUGCGUGUAAUUUCUGGCUUUUCAUAUUUUUGUGCUAAAAUAAAUUAAAUAAUUCUUUCUUUAUACUCAAAUGUGCAUUUUCAAGUGUUUUAAAAACCUUUAAUUGCAAAUAUCUCAAUUCGAUGUCUGUGUGACAUAGCUUGUUUUUUCGCAGAACCCUUCAUAUGUAAAAUAGCUAAU
Molecule: messenger RNA, 2721 nt
Organism: Chrysoperla carnea
Lineage: Eukaryota; Metazoa; Arthropoda; Insecta; Neuroptera; Chrysopidae
Gene: ric8a
Product: synembryn-A
Exons: 7
Coding region: 75-1697 (540 amino acids)
Biological process (GO): G protein-coupled receptor signaling pathway
Cellular component (GO): cytoplasm
Molecular function (GO): guanyl-nucleotide exchange factor activity; G-protein alpha-subunit binding
Source: RefSeq, a predicted model, not a curated record